CAGAAUUCAUGGCCAGAUGGAUCCAGUCGAACCAUCAGUUGCCACUCGAUCCUUCGAUCCCCCAGCUGAGCUGAGCUGAUCGAGCUCCCAACCCCACAUGUAGUAUAUUACACUUGUUUAAGUCUCUCGAGCUAGGUGGCCUCUUGCUUUCAGAUCGUUUAAUUUCUUUGUUUAUCAUUAUAAAAAAUAUAUUUCUGUCUUCCUGCCCCUGCCACGGCCCUUAUUAGCUGUUACCCCCCGCCCCCCAGCUCCCACCACAACCUCCGGCCUGACACCAAACUGUCUCUUCUUCCUCUUGGUUCUCAUCUCCCAUUGGAGCUUCACAAUUUUGGUUUCCUCUUGCAUUACAUAGACCAGGAUUUAUAUCAGACUUAAGAUUAGGCAGCUAGGCACGCACACUAAUUAAUUGUGUUUGAUCAAAGACAAAGAAGCUCAAAAUGCUGCGCGGGAAGGAUCACCAGCGAUCCCCGACAACGGCGGCAUCCUUCUCCCCGACCAAGCCAUCGCCGCCGGUGGUGCAGGAGGAGGUGUGGGAGGUGCGCCCAAGCGGGAUGCUGGUGCAGAAGCGCACGCCCGACUCCGACCCGCCCCCGGGCGGCGCGCCGGUGCCGACGAUCCGCGUGAAGGUCAAGUUCGCCGGGGUCACACACGAGGUGUACGUCAACUCGCAGGCCUCCUUCGGGGAGCUCAAGAAGCUCAUGGCGGAGAAGACGGGGCGACACCCGGACGACCUCAAGGUGGUCUACAAGGACAAGGAGCGGGACGCCAAGGAGUUCCUUGAUAUGGUCGGCGUCAAGGACCGGUCUCGGGUGGCGUUGCUCGAGGACCCUGAGGCCCAGGCCCGGCGGCUCAUCGAGGAGAGGAAGAACAACAAGGAGCGCAAGGCUGCUUUGGCUGUCAAUCGUGUUUCGUUGCAGGUGGAUGAGCUUGCCGCCAAGGUGGCGGCGAUGGCGGGGAAGGUGGUGGGGGAGGCGGAGGCGGUGGCGCUGACGGAGGCGCUGAUGAACGAGCUGGUGAAGCUCGACGCCGUCGCCGGGGACGGGGACGUCAGGGCGCAGCGGCGGGUGCAGGAGAAGCGGGUGCAGAAGCUCGUCGAGACACUUGACGGCAUCCGCGCCAAGGCCAAGAGCUCCGUGGGAGGCGCCAAGGCCAGGCAGCCGCACCUGCCGCCGCGGCCGACACCGCCGCCGGCCAGGGCCAGCCAGCAGCACCAGCAAAGGCGGCAGUUCCAGCCGGCGGCGCCGACCACGGCCACCGCGCCCAAGCCGCAGACGGCCACGGCCAGCUGGGACUCCUUCGACCUGCUGUCCUCCGCGCCGCCGCCGCCGUCCUCGGCGCCGGUGACCGCCAUGGCGCCCGCAGUCUCCGCCUCGCCGUCGCCGAGGUUCGAGUGGGAGCUCUUCUAGACACAUGCCUCUGUCUAUCUCUGUCUCUGUGUGUGUAUACACCUUCAUUUCCUUGUUCCUCUCGAUCAGUCAUGGCGCGCACGUCAACUGUCUCACGUACAUUGUUUCUUCUUCCUCAAUUCCUUUCUCCAUUUCUUUGCUUCCUUUUUCGAGUGUAUAUUGAUGAUCUCUACAGAAGACACAAAAAGGCUUUGCAACAGCUCCAGUGAUAUGAUUCCUGAUUGUACACUGCUCCGGCGACUCCCAACGCCAAAUCUUCCUUCUUUAGGAAGAAGUCAUACACAUCUCCAAUGAUCCAUAUCAAUGUCCAUGCAAAUAAGUGGUUUUCGGGCCCCUGUUUGAUGAUGAUACACAAAGGAACUGUUUUUUUUUUCAAGGCAAAUUCGUGUAUGUUUAUAGACAGUACUGUAUAUACUACAUCAAAUCAUCAUCAAUUAAGUACCAGCAAAUAUAUGUGCCUGUCUUCUCCAUGCUGUACGUAACGUAAUGUAUGAUCCAUAAUUCCAUACCAGCUACUCAGCUAGCUACAUUGUAGAUUGUACAAA
This is a messenger RNA of Brachypodium distachyon (stiff brome), 1951 nucleotides long. Its product is annotated as BAG family molecular chaperone regulator 2. Bases 438 to 1406 code for a protein of 322 amino acids. Gene Ontology annotation, molecular function: protein-folding chaperone binding; adenyl-nucleotide exchange factor activity. The record is from RefSeq and is a predicted model, not a curated record. Gene Ontology annotation, biological process: protein stabilization. Gene Ontology annotation, cellular component: cytoplasm. The transcript is spliced from 2 exons. NCBI's taxonomy places the organism in Eukaryota, Viridiplantae, Streptophyta, Magnoliopsida, Poales, Poaceae.